AUGGCUCAGUCUGCUAACACUGUGGACCAGGAUCUGGCCAGCAAGAGGCUGCACUCGAGGUAGGACCUGACCCGGGGGGAUGGGAGAGGGUUAGUGUGUUGUGGAUUCCUGGACGGUCGGCACAGCCUGUUCUUAGUGGGGGGAGGAGAGAGGAAAGACCGGGAAAGAGGAGAGGGAGCGGCUGGGCUGAGAGACACAAGGGCUACCGGCUCGCUGCCUGAGGAGGAGUUAGACAGGGGGAGCUAACCUAGCCACAGCUCCCUGUGAGUAGGCUACAACUCCAGCCAAAGCCCCAAUCCCAAGCCUCAUUCCUGGACUCGGUCCUGGAUAUCUUCUUAGCCUGUCCUCUCCCAGACUGAUCUUGCUUCUGCUGUGGGCUCCUAAGUGAAUGUGCAGACUGGAAGGAGCUGGCUGGUUGGGAUUGGGCUCACACACACACACACACACACACACACACACACACACACACACACACACAAAGGGUCAACUGAGCAAGCAGAGCACACAGCUGCUCAGUAAACUCUGUAUCUGUGGUAGGUGGAUUUGUAUAUGUAACAGUAUGGCUGUCUAGGGGUGCAAUAAUCUUCCUCCGUCUUUGCAUGCAUGUCGAGACAGCUAUGCCUUUCUCUGUUCCCUUUCCCUCUGCUCUCUCUACUGCUGACUGUACUAUAUCAAUUGGUUCCACACAGCUUUGAGGUUAAACAUUAUGGGCAGUUGAAUUAUAGACAGUACUGAAAGUAUGACAGUGGAAAGAAUGGUGUGUAGGUUUUAUUGUAGAUUUGAAUGUCCUGAACUAAUAAGGGUUACACAAAGUGUGUGGAUCCCAAAAUCCCCUCUAGUAUGUUGGAUUGAUUAGCUUAACAAAAAGACACUGAGGACAAAUCUGGAUAUACAGUAUAAAGGAUGACCACCAGACUUCAUAUUUGACCAGUUGGCCGUGUCAGGGAUGGAAUCUCUGACAAUUAUUAUUAUUAUAAUUUUUUUUUAGGGGGUAGAUCAGCUUUAAUAUUGCAGAUAGAUUGUAACUUCCAUCAAUGUAAUUGUCUGCAUCACUUCCAAUCCCCCAUAUGUUUUUUUUUUCUCGCAUAUAUAUACAGUGGGGGAAAAAGUAUUUAGUCAGCCACCAAUUGUGCAAGUUCUCCCACUUAAAAAGAUGAGAGAGGCCUGUAAUUUUCAUCAUAGGUACACGUCAACUAUGACAGACAAAUUGAGAGAAACAAAAUCCAGAAAAUCACAUUGUAGGAUUUUUAAUGAAUUUAUUUGCAAAUUAUGGUGGAAAAUAAGUAUUUGGUCACCUACAAACAAGCAGAUUUCUGGCUCUCACAGACCUGUAACUUCUUCUUUAAGAGGCUCCUCUGUCCUCCACUCGUUACCUGUAUUAAUGGCACCUGUUUGAACUUGUUAUCAGUAUAAAAGACACCUGUCCACAACCUCAAACAGUCACACUCCAAACUCCACUAUGGCCAAGACCAAAGAGCUGUCAAAGGACACCAGAAACAAAAUUGUAGACCUGCACCAGGCUGGGAAGACUGAAUCUGCAAUAGGUAAGCAGCUUGGUUUGAAGAAAUCAACUGUGGGAGCAAUUAUUAGGAAAUGGAAGACAUACAAGACCACUGAUAAUCUCCCUCGAUCUGGGGCUCCACGCAAGAUCUCACCCCGUGGGGUCAAAAUGAUCACAAGAACGGUGAGCAAAAAUCCCAGAACCACACGGGGGGACCUAGUGAAUGACCUGCAGAGAGCUGGGACCAAAGUAACAAAGCCUACCAUCAGUAACACACUACACCGCCAGGGACUCAAAUCCUGCAGUGCUAGAUGUGUCCCCCUGCUUAAGCCAGUACAUGUCCAGGUCCAUCUGAAGUUUGCUAGAGUGCAUUUGGAUGAUCCAGAAGAGGAUUGGGAGAAUGUCAUAUGGUCAGAUGAAACCAAAAUAGAACUUUUUGGUAAAAACUCAACUCGUCGUGUUUGGAGGACAAAGAAUGCUGAGUUGCAUCCAAAGAACACCAUACCUACUGUGAAGCAUGGGGGUGGAAACAUCAUGCUUUGGGGCUGUUUUUCUGCAAAGGGCCCAGGACGACUGAUCCGUGUAAAGGAAAGAAUGAAUGGGGCCAUGUAUCGUGAGAUUUUGAGUGAAAACCUCCUUCCAUCAGUAAGGGCAUUGAAGAUGAAACGUGGCUGGGUCUUUCAGCAUGACAAUGAUCCCAAACACACCGCCCGGGCAACGAAGGAGUGGCUUCGUAAGAAGCAUUUCAAGGUCCUGGAGUGGCCUAGCCAGUCUCCAGAUCUCAACCCCAUAGAAAAUCUUUGGAGGGAGUUGAAAGUCUGUGUUGCCCAGCGACAGCCCCAAAACAUCACUGCUCUAGAGGAGAUCUGCAUGGAGGAAUGGGCCAAAAUACCAGCAACAGUGUGUGAAAACCUUGUGAAGACUUACAGAAAACGUUUGACCUGUGUCAUUGCCAACAAAGGGUAUAUAACAAAGUAUUGAGAAACUUUUGUUAUUGACCAAAUACUUAUUUUCCACCAUAAUUAGCAAAUAAAUUUGAAAUAUACUUCUCCCAUGGGCUAAGAAACUCAAAAGGGGUGAUGAUAUUAAUUAACAGUAAUUUCGAUCCGAAUGUGCAAAUUGUCCAAACAGAUACGCAAGGUAGAUGGAUUAUUUUAAAUAUGUUAUUGAACCAUAGACAAAUAUGGCUCAUUAACCUUUACGGACCAAAUAAUGAUGAUCCACACUUCUUUGAAAAUAUAUAUAAUAACUUAUCGACCUUGUAAGCAAUUCAAGACUCUAUUAUUAUGGUGGGAGAUUAUAAUACCGUUUUAAAUAGCUCAAUGGACUGUAAAGGAAAUCACACUACAAACAAUCACCCUCAUGCUCUUAAGGAAAUCGUGAAUGUCAUGGACACAUUAGAACUAGUAGAUAUAUGGAGGCUUAAAUAUCCUGAUCUAGUGAGAUAUACAUGGCGGAGACUCAAUCAAGCUAGUCGUCUUGACUACUUUCUUAUGUCAUUCUCGUUGGCACCAAAAGUUUAAAAAGUGUUGAUAGGGGACAGAAUGCGGUCGGACCAUCAUAUAAUUGGCAUAUACAUUACUCUUACUGAAUUUCCACGUGGGUGAGGAUAUUGGACAUUUAAAUCAAAGCCUAUUGGAUGAUAACUUGUUUUUAACUAGGACAGAGGAAUUUAUAACAGAUUUUUUCCCGACAUAACAUAGGUACAGCAAAUCCCCUUAUUGUAUGGGACACAAUUGCCAUGCAAUUCAGUACUCAUCUCGAAAACAAAAGCAAUUUAGGUCAAAGGAGUCCACACUAACAAAGGAAAUAGAAGGUCUAACAGAACAGAUAGAUAGCAAUAAGAACUGUAACAUAGAGGCUCAGAAUAAAUUAGAGGAAAAACUAAAAGAAAUUGAGAAACUUAUUCAAGAAAGAUCAAGUGUAAUAUAUUAUAAAAAUAAAGCAAACUGGAUGGAAUAUCUGGAAAAAUGCACCAAAUACUUUUUUUAUCUUCAACAUAGGAAUGCUACCAAAAAUAAUUUAUUGAAACUGGUUACAAAUGACGAAGUCACCCAUGAUUCACCAAAUUAUAUUUUGAAGGAGGAAACAAAGUACUUUAAGCAUAUGUUUUCGUUUGUCGCCUCCAUCUCCUCUAACUGAAGCAAAUUGUAGAGAUUAUUUUUCUAUUGAUAAUGUAAAAUUAACAGCCAUACAGAAAGACUCAUGUGAAGGUGAAAUUACAGAGGAGGAACUUCUGGAUGCAAUUAAAUACUUUAAGUCCGGGAAAACUCCAGGGUUGGAUGGCAUACCAGUCAAGGUAUACCAAACCUUUUUUGAUAUACUCAGAGGACCGUUAUUAGCAUGUUUUAAUCACUCCUAUGUAAAUGGUAGAUUAUCAGACACUCAAGAAGAAGGCCUGAUUUCAUUAUUACUGAAACAGGAUACAAGUGGAAAAUAUAAAGAUCCAGUCCAUUUAAAAAAUUGUCGGCCCCUUACACUUCAGUGUUGUGAUGCAAAAAUUCUAGCAAAAUGUAUAGCGCAUAGAAUUAAAAAGGUAUUGUCGGAAAUUAUUCAUUCUAAAUCAGACCGUUUUUUUACAUGGGCGAUACAUUGGCGAUAAUAUAAAGGCAAGUACUGGAAACAAUAGAACACUAUGAAAAAUCUGGGAAGCCAGGCCUACUAUUCAUAGCAGACUUUGAAAAGGCAUUUGAUAAAGUACGACUGGGGUUUAUAUAUACAGUGCUAUGAAAAAGUAUUUGCCCCCUUUCUAAUUUUCUCUACUUUUGCAUAUUUGUGAUACUGAAUGUUAUCAGAUCUUCAACCAAAACCUAAUAUUAGAUAAAGGGAACAUAAGUUAACAAAUAACACAACAAUUACUGUGGAAUGCAGAGUUUGGUUUUCGCCAGGCAUUACUGGAACCAUGUCGUCCAAAAAGUUAUACUUAUGAAUCAUCUGUCCAUAGAACGUUCUUCCAAGAGUCUUGAUGAUCAUCCAGGUGCUUUUUGGCAACUUGAGUCAACUUUUUGGACGAGAUGGGUCCCAUUAUGCCUGGCGAAAACCAAACACUGCAUUCCACAGUAAGAACAUCAUACCAAAGGUCAAGCAUGGUGGUGUGAUGGUUUGGGGAUGCUUUGCUGCCUCAGGACCUGGACGACUUGCCUUAAUUACAUUUUACAUUACAUUUUAGUCAUUUAGCAGACGCUCUUAUCCAGAGUGACUUACAGGAGCAAUUAGGGCACAUCGACAGAUUUUUUCACCUAGUCGGCUCGGGGAUUAGAACCAGCAACCUUUCAUUUACUGGCACAACGCUCUUACCCACUAAGCUACCUGCCGCCCAGAAGGAACCAUGAAUUCUGCUCUGUAUCAGAGAAUUCUACAGGAGAAUGUCAGACCAUCCGUCUGUGAGCUGAAGCUGAAGCGCAGCUGGUUCAUGCAGCAAGACAAUGAUCCAAAACACACAAUCAAGUCUACAUGAAAAUUGCUAAAAAGCAACAAAUGUGAUGUUUUGGAAUGGCCUAGUCAAAGUCCAGACCUAAUCCCAAUUGAGAUGUUGUGGCAGGACUUGAAACGAGCAGUUCAUGCUUGAAAACCCACACGUCACUGAGUUAAAGCAGUUCUGCAUGGAAGAGUGGGCCAAAAUUCCUCCACAGCGACGUGAAAGACUGAUCAACAACUACAGGAAGCAUUUGGUUGGAGUCAUUGCAGCUAAAGGUGGCACAACCAGUUAUUGAGUGUAAGGGGGAAAUUACUUUUUCACACAGGGGAAUUGGGUGUUGCAUAACUUUGUUUAUGAAAUAAAUGAAAUAAAUAUGUAAUUGUGUUAUUUGUUCACUUAUGUUCCCUUUAUCUAAUAUUAGGUUUUGGUUGAAGAUCUGAUAACAUUCAGUAUCACAAAUAUGAAAAAGUAGAGAAAAUUAGAAAGGGGGCAAAUACUUUUUCAUAGCACUGUAAAUGCCUGGAGCAUUUCAAUUUUGGACAAUCUGUUAUAAAUUGGGUUAAAAUCAUGUAUAGUAACCCUAGGUGUAAAACAGUAGAUAAUGGCUAUUUCUCGGAAAGUUUUAAACUGUCAAGAGGAGUGAAACAAGGUUGUCCAAUAUCGGCAUAUCUAUUUAUUAUUGCCAUCGAGAUGUUAGCUAUUAAAAUCAGAUCCAACAAUAAUAUCAAGGGAUUAGAAAUCCAGGUCUUAAAAACAAAGGUGUCAUUGUACGCUGAUGAUUCAUGUUUUCUUUUAAAUCUACAACUUGAAUCCCUCCACAGCCUCAUAGAGGAUCUAGAUACAUUUUCUAACCUCUCUGGAUUACAAUCAAAUUAUGAUAAAUGUACUAUAUUACGUAUUGGAUCACUAAAAAAUACAAUUUUUACAUUACCAUGUAGUUUACCAAUAGAAUGGUCUGAUGGUGAUGUGGAUAUACUCAGAAUACAUAUCCCAAAUGAAAUAAAUGAUCUCACUCCCAAAAAAAUUAAUAGAAAGUUAGCAAAAAUAGAUAAGAUCUUGCUACCAUGGAAAGGUAAAUAUCUGUCAAUUUGUGGAAAAAUCACACUGAUUAACUCUUUAGUAUUAUCCCAGUUUACCUAUUUGCUUAUGGUCUUGCCUACGCCUAGCGAACAGUUUUUUAAAUUAUAUGGCAAGCCAGACAAAAUAAAAUAGGCCUAUUUAUAUAAUGAAUAUGAAUUAGGAGGACAGAAAUUAUUAAAUAUUAAAGCAUUAGACCUAUCACUAAAAGCUUCAGUCAUACAAAAAUUAUACUUAAAUCCGAACUGGUUCUCUAGCAAACUAGUAAGAUUUUUUCCUUUUAUUCAGAUUACAACCCCUCACUUUCAGGUAUUUGAAAAGGAAAUAAUCUCCCAAAUAUCACUAUUUCUAAAACAAGCCAUAGAAAGUUGGUUGCAAUUUCAAUUUAAUCCUCCAGAAAUAACAGAACAAAUAUUGCAAUAAAUAUUGUGGUUAAACUCAAAUAUACUAAUUGAUUAAAAAAACGUUAUUUUUUGAGAAAAUGUUUAAAAAAGGUAUAAUCUUCGUAAAUGAUAUUAUCGGUAGGAAUGGUGGAGUUAUGUAGCACAUGCAGCUAACAAAAAUAUAUGGAAAUGUCUGCUCAAAAUUACAACCAAAUAAUUGCAGCAUUACCGCAAAAAUGGAAGAGGAAAGUGGAAGGAGGAAAAAGGAAGGAACUUGUCUGUCGGCCUUGCAUUAAAGAACAUACAGUGGGGGGAAAAAGUAUUUAGUCAACCACCAAUUGUGCAAGUUCUCCCACUUAAAAAGAUGAGAGAGGCCUAUAAUUUUCAUCAUAGGUACACGUCAACUAUGACAGACAAAAUGAGAUAUUUUCUCUCCAGAAAAUCACAUUGUAGGAUUUUUAAUGAAUCUAUUUGCAAAUUAUGGUGGAAAAUAAGUAUUUGGUCAAUAACAAAAGUUUCUCAAUACUUUGUUAUAUACUCUUUGUUGGCAAUGACACAGGUCAAACGUUUUCUGUAAGUCUUCACAAGGUUUUCACACACUGUUGCUGGUAUUUUGGCCCAUUCCUCCAUGCAGAUCUCCUCUAGAGCAGUGAUGUUUUGGGGCUGUCGCUGGGCAACACGGACUUUCAACUCCCUCCAAAGAUUUUCUAUGGGGUUGAGAUCUGGAGACUGGCUAGGCCACUCCAGGACCUUGAAAUGCUUCUUACGAAGCCACUCCUUCGUUGCCCGGGCGGUGUGUUUGGGAUCAUUGUCAUGCUGAAAGACCCAGCCACGUUUCAUCUUCAAUGCCCUUGCUGAUGGAAGGAGGUCUUCACUCAAAAUCUCACGAUACAUGGCCCCAUUCAUUCUUUCCUUUACACGGAUCAGUCGUCCUGGUCCCUUUGCAGAAAAACAGCCCCAAAGCAUGAUGUUUCCACCCCCAUGCUUCACAGUAGGUAUGGUGUUCUUUGGAUGCAACUCAGCAUUCUUUGUCCUCCAAGCACGACGAGUUGAGUUUUUACCAAAAAGUUAUAUUUUGGUUUCAUCUGACCAUAUGACAUUCUCCCAAUCCUCUUCUGGAUCAUCAAAAUGCACUCUAGCAAACUUCAGACGGGCCUGGAUAUGUACUGGCUUGAGCAGGGGGACACGUCCGGCACUGCAGGAUUUGAGUCCCUUGUGGCGUAGUGUGUUACUGAUGGUAGGCUUUGUUUCUUUUGAUCCCAGCUCUCUGCAGGUCAUUCACUAGGUCCCCCCGUGUGGUUCUGGGAUUUUUGCUCACCGUUCUUGUGAUCAUUUUGACCCCACGGGGUGAGAUCUUGCGUGGAGCCCCAGAUCGAGGGAGAUUAUCAGUGGUCUUGUAUGUCUUCCAUUUCCUAAUAAUUGCUCCCACAGUUGAUUUCUUCAAACCAAGCUGCUUACCUAUUGCAGAUUCAGUCUUCCCAGCCUGGUGCAGGUCUACAAUUUUGUUUCUGGUGUCCUUUGACAGCUCUUUGGUCUUGGCCAUAGUGGAGUUUGGAGUGUGACUGUUUGAGGUUGUGGACAGGUGUCUUUUAUACUGAUAACAAGUUCAAACAGGUGCCAUUAAUACAGGUAACGAGUGGAGGACAGAGGAGCCUCUUAAAGAAGAAGUUACAGGUCUGUGAGAGCCAGAAAUCUUGCUUGUUUGUAGGUGACCAAAUACUUAUUUUCCACCAUAAUUUGCAAAUAAAUUCAUUAAAAAUCCUACAAUGUGAUUUUCUGGAAAAAUAUUUCUCAAUUUGUCUGUCAUAGUUGACGUGUACCUAUGAUGAAAAUUACAGGCCUCUCUCAUCUUUUUAAGUGGGAGAAUUUGCACAAUUGGUGGCUGACUUUUGCUAGCACAGACUGGAACAUGUUCCGGGAUUCUUCAGACAGCAUUGAGGAGUACACCACAUCAGUCACUGGCUUCAUCAAUAAGUGCAUUGAUGAUGUCGUCCCCACAGUGACCGUACGUACAUACCCCAACCAGAAGCCAUGGAUUACAGGAAACAUCCGCACUGAGCUAAAGGGUAGAGCUGCCGCUUUCAAGGAACGGGACGCUGACCCGGACGCUUAUAAGAAAUCCCGCUAUGACCUCCGACGAACCAUCAAACAGGCAAAGAGUCAAUACAGGACUAAGAUUGAAUCGUACUACACUGGCUCUGACGCUUGUCGGAUGUGGCAGGGCUUGAAAACUAUUACAGACUACAAAGGGAAGCACAGCCGCGAGCUGCCCAGUGACAAAAGCCUACCUGACGAGCUAAACCACUUCUAUGCUCGCUUCGAGGCAAGCAACACUGAAGCAUGCAUGAGAGCACCAGCUGUUCCGGAUGACAAUGUGAUCACGCUCUCCGUAGCCGAUGUGAGUAAGACUUUUAAGCAGGUCAACAUUCACAAGGCCGCAAGGCCAGACGGAUUACCAGGACGUGUACUCCGAGCAUGUGCUGACCAACUGGCAAGUGUCUUCACUGACAUUUUCAACAUGUCCCUGACUGAGUCUGUAAUACCAACAUGUUUCAAGCAGACCACCAUAGUCCCCGUGCCCAAGGACUCUAAGAUAACCUGCCUAAAUGACUACCAACCCGUAGCACUGACGUCUGUAGCCAUGAAGUGCUUUGAAAGGCUGGUCAUGGCUCACAUCAACAGCAUUAUCCCAGAAACCCUAGACCCACUCCAAUUUGCAUACCGCCCCAACAGAUCCACAGAUGAUGCAAUCUCUAUUGCACUCCACACUGCCCUUUCCCACCUGGACAAGAGGAACACCUACGUGAGAAUGCUAUUCAUUGACUACAGCUCAGCAUUCAACACCAUAGUGCCCUCUAAGCUCAUCACUAAGCUAAGGAUCCUGGGACUACACACCUCCCUCUGCAACUGGAUCCUGGACUUCCUGACGGGCCGCCCCCAGGUGGUAAGGGUAGGUAACAACACAUCUGCCACACUGAUCCUCAACACGGGGGCCCCUCAGGGGUGCGUGCUCAGUCCCCUCCUGUACUCUCUGUUCACCCAUGACUGCAUGGCCAGGCACGACUCCAACACCAUCAUUAAGUUUGCCGACGACACAACAGUGGUAGGCCUGAUCACCGACAACGAUGAGACAGCCUAUAGGGAGGAGGUCAGAGACCUGGCCGUGUGGUGCCAGGACAACAACCUCUCCCUCAACGUGACCAAGACAAAGGAGAUGAUUGUGGACUACAGGAAAAAAAAGAGGACUGAGCACGCCCCCAUUCUCAUCGACGGGGCUGUAGUGGAACAGGUUGAGAGCUUCAAGUUCCUUGGUGUCCACAUCACCAACGAACUAUCAUGGUCCAAACACACCAAGACAGUCGUGAAGAGGGCACGACAAAGCCUAUUCCCCUUCAGGAGACUGAAAAGAUUUGGCAUGGGUCCUCAGAUCCUCAAAAAAUUCUACAGCUGCACCAUCGAGAGCAUCCUGACUGGUUGCAUCACCGCCUGGUAUGGCAACUGCUUGGCCUCCGACCGCAAGGCACUACAGAGGGUAGUGCGUACGGCCCAGUACAUCACUGGGGCCAAGCUUCCUGCCAUCCAGGACCUCUAUACCAGGCGGUGUCAGAGGAAGGCCCUCAAAAUUGUCAAAGACUCCAGCCACCCUAGUCAUAGACUGUUCUCUCUGCUACCGCACGGCAAGCGGUACCGGAGUGCCAAGUCUAGGUCCAAAAGACUUCUCAACAGCUUCUACCCCUAAGCCAUAAGACUCCUGAACAGCUAAUCAUGGCUACCCGGACUAUUUGCACUGCCCCCCCACCCCAUCCUUUUUACGCUGCUGCUACUCUGUUAAUUAUUUAUGCAUAGUCACUUUAACUCUACCCACAUGUACAUAUUACCUCAACUACCUCAACUAGCCGGUGCCCCCGCACAUUGACUCUGCAACGGUACCCCCCUGUAUAUAUAGCCUCCCUACUGUCACUUUAUUUUACUUCUGCUCUUUUAUUUUUACUUUUUUUGUUAAAAAUAAAUGCACUGUUGGUUAAGGGCUGUAAGUAAGCAUUUCACUGUAAUGUCUGCACCUGUUGUAUUCGGCGCAUGUGACCAAUAAAAUUUGAUUUGAUUUGACUAAAUACUUUUUUUCCCCACUGUAUGUUUGUAAAUUUACCAAUAGAAAAUACCAUAGUGAUUGAGUGUCCAUAUAGCUAUACCAUGAUAUUUGCAAUGUUACUAAAUAACCCUCCAAUUGUUCUCCACUAAUUCCCCCGCUAAAACCCCUCCCCAUCCCAAGUUGGGCCGUCAUCCCAGUGAUCAGCAUACCACCCCUGUCCCCCCGGAUCCCUAUGCCGCCUAGGGGCCAGGACCCAUCCAUCGAAAACAUCACAUAGUUCCACCCACAAAACAGAAGCAGGUCAACCGCCAAAAGCAUUUCCAAUGCUCUCACCUCAAUAUAUUUAUAUAGCUAUUUAAAAAAUAUCUAUUGAAAUAUCUUGCAUGUCUUAUUUUCCAUCAUUAUCAAUUAAUGUGCGAAAUAAUGUCGGCAUUCAUGUGUAGGAUUUUAACCUAUAACCCGAAUUGCCAUUGUAUUACAUUACAUUUUUAACAUACAACUACCACUUCAGCAAACAACCACUGUGAUCAACCCCCCCCCCCCCCCCCCCCCCCCCACACACACACUCACACACUCAACCCUCCCCCCCCACAACCAGCCACCAAGAUCAGAUGCUCAAUGGUUGAUCCAUCCCAGAGCCCAACUCAAGCUUUUAACCAUUGCUUUAUCCUUAAAAAAAAGCACAUUUGGCAACGAUUGGAUGCUCGUAUUUCUGUCCUCUUUGUCCGAAAUGGUGUACACGUUCGAGUUGGAUUUUAUCGACAGCCUCAAGUGGAAUCUGCAGCGCUGUAAGAAGGAAGUCCUUCACAAUAUUCUCAGUUACUUCUCCCUCUUUUUCCUGAAUACCCGUAAGUACUAGAUUUUCUCUCAUUGAUCUAGUUUGGAUGUCUAGUAAGGCUUCUUUCAGAAGGUUGUUCUCCUUUUUAAGUUCCCUAACGUCCGUUUCCAUCUUAGUGACUGUCACUAUUAAUUUUUUGGUUUCUUUCUCCAUUAUCGCUGCUUUUUCGUCACUCAUUUCAAGACUAGCUUUCAACUCCUUUACAUCCUUACUGACCAGCUCUAGUAUGCCCAGUUUGUCAUUUAUCGACUUCAACAGGUUGCUUUCCACACUUACCAGACCCAGUGGUGAAAAGCAUAAAUCAUCUGUAUCAGUCGACGAGUCGCGUUUUCUCUUGGGGAUUGGUUCUCCUCGUUUAUCUUCCAACAUGUUUGGGUGUUGCGUGUUGUUGUACUAUUUGUCGAUAUAUUUCUCUAGCAUUAUGAUUUGUGUUAUUAUCCAGAUUGAAUUUUAUUAACUGCGAAUAUAUGAAAUGCUAAUAUUUAGUCUAACUUACUGAUUUUUUAUAUUAUGUUUUUAUCUUACAUUUUAGUCAUUUAGCAGACGCUCUUAUCCAGAGCGACUUACAGUUAGUGAAUACAUAUUUUUUUAUACUGGACCCCAUGGGAAUUGAACCCACAACCCUGGUGUUGCAAACGCCAUGCUCUAUCAACUGAGCUACAUCCCUGCCGGCCAUUCCCUCCCCUACCCUGGACGAUGCUGGGCCAAUUGUGCGCCGCCCAUGAGUCUCCCGGUCGCGGCCGGCUGCGACAGAGCCUGGAUCUCUAGUGGCACAGUUAGCACUGCGAUGCACUGCCUUAGACCACUGCGCCACUCAGCGGUACAAAUCUUGAGGUGAUUUGUACCGCUGUCUAUUCAAUACGCCAUCUUGUCUACGCGCGCGCGCCUAUCGGUCCUACAUCCAUGUUUGUCCCCCAAAACGUAUUUGUUUGGUUUUGCACCUCAUAGUCCACAAGCAGCACAACCCCCAGAUAUGACACACAGUGAUUUAUUGACUCACAACGGCCCUUUGCAUCCAACCGUCCAACCACCAACCACCGUUCUAGAGUGAUUCAUGCACUGCAUGUGUGUGUGUCAGUGGAGGCUCCUUGGAGGAGGAAGGGGAGGAUCAUCCUCCUCAGUGAAUUUCAUAAAAAUAAAAAUAGUGAAACAUAAUUUUUUUAAUCCUUUUUAGAUAAAACUACACUAAAUAUAUUCACGUCACCAAAUAAUUGAUUAAAACACACUGUUUUGCAAUGAAGGUCUACAGUAGCCUCAACAGCACUCUGUAGGGUAGCACCAUGAUGUAGCCGGAGGACAGCUAGUUUCCGUCCUCCUCGGGGUACAUUGACUUCAAUACAAAACCUAGGAGGUUCAUGGUUCUCACUCCCUUCCAUAGAGUUACACAGUAAUUAUGACAACUUCCGGAGGACGUGCAGCAUGAAAUGACAUGUUGUCCACCUAAUCAAAGGCUCAGAGAAUGAAUCUAGUACUGAAAGCAUAAGCUACAGCUAGCUAGCACAGCAGUGCAUAAAAUGUGGUGAAUAAUUGACUCAAAGAGAGAGAAAGACAAUAGUGGAGCAGUUUUGAACAAAUUAAUUUCUUCAAAAAUGAAGGAGAAGCAAGAAAGCGAGAGAGAGAGAGCUAUAUUUCCUUCCAUUUUUUCUUCGCUUUGACUUACUUAGCCAGUAAAUGCAGCUAGCUAGAUUAGCCUACUCAAACACCCGGCUCAAACAGAGAGGGAUGCUAUGUUAGCUAGCUGGCUAUGGCUAUCCAACACUGGAACUCUUCCAAAUCAAGGUAAACUUUUGGUUUUAUUAGUUUAUUGCCACAGGGGCUCACCGGUGUAACUGCUAAACUGCUUGCUGACUGUACACUGUACUGCAUGAUUGUAGCGGGUUUACUAACGCGUUAGUUCUAUUAGCUAUGUUGACUAUGACGUUAGCUAAUAUGGUGACAACGAUGUAGGCUGUGUGUACAGAGAGGUUAACGGUUAUGAUAUGAAGGUUUGGCUUGGAAAGGUUUUUUCACCUGGUCACAGACAUCUGAUGUGUUGUGCACUGAAUUCCUCAAGCGAAGUUAAAAGGUGAGAGGAGGCAAGCGAGUAGAUGCGAGAAGGAAUUACUACCAAUGUUCACUCACAUUUUUUUGCCACUGAGAAAAUGUUAGGUCUGCUGAGCGCAAACUUGAACGUUGUGAAAAUUCUGUGCAACUUCCAGUGCACGUUUACUGUGAACACUGCUUUAAGUUACAGUUUUAACAGUGGCCAAGUAGGCUACUGUGGCUAUUUGACCAUACAUAAUGUAGGCCUACCAGGGUGGUCUACCAUCAAAAACAAUGGCGAAAAUGCAUUCCAUAACAUUUGAACAUGGAGAUAGCUGUUCUAUCAUUCAGCCUACAGUAGCAGCCAAUGUGUUGUGUUCAAUGUAGGCCUACAUUCCAUGAGACUUUUGAAAAAAACAUACAGGGCUUGACAUUAACCUGUUUAUCCACUUGUCCUUCAGACAAGGAGGUGACUGAAAAUGUUGUUGUGUUGUUUGAUUUAAGAAACCACUUUACAAAAUAAAAUGCAUUAUUAUUCCCAUACCAUUAUUAUAGAGAAUCAGACAAAUUAUGCUACCCUCUGCCUAUUGGCUACUUAGCUUAUUCAAGCCUGUCUCAAAAUACAACACUGCCCCUUUAAGACAAAAAAAAGCUAUUUUGACUUGCUUUUCAAAGAUUUGUGCUCUUGUAGGAAGCAAUCGCUCCCCUAUUUCUGAUUACAAAUGAUCUAUAACUGGGCUAAUAACUCACUAACUUUAGGAUAUUAACAAAAUGUGCACACGUGGUUACAUGCAGCUUUGAUAUCAAAACAAGCGCAUCUACUCACGACCACAGCUGGAAACACAGUCCAGUUCAAAGUAAAUGGCACAGAUCCAUAUGUGGCAGUGGUCUAUUUGCAUACAGUGGCUUGCGAAAGUAUUCACCCCCCUUGGCAUUUUUCCUAUUUUGUUGCCUUACAACCUGGAAUUAACAUGGAUUUUUUGGGGGUUUGUAUCAUUUGAUUUACACAACAUGCCUACCACUUUGAAGAUGCAAAAUAUUUUUUAUUGUGAAACACAAGAAAUAAGACAAAAAAACAGAAACCUUGAGCGUGCAUAACUAUUCACCCACCCAAAGUCAAUACUUUGUAGAGCCACAUUUUGCAGCAAUUACAGCUGCAAGUCUCUUGGGGUAUGUCUCUAUAAACCUGGCACAUCUAGCCACUGGGAUUUUUGUCCAUUCUUCAAGGCAAAACUGCUCCAGCUCCUUCAAGUUGGAUGGGUUUCGCUGGUGUACAGCAAUCUUUAAGUCAUACCACAGAUUCUCAAUUGUAUUGAGGUCUGGGCUUUGACUACGCCAUUCCAAGACAUUUAAAUGUUUCCCCUUAAACCACUCGAGUGUUGCUUUAGCAGUAUGCUUAGGGUCAUUGUCCUGCUGGAAGGUGAACCUCCGUCCCAGUCUCAAAUCUCUGGAAGACUGAAACAGGUUUUCCCUCAAGAAUUUCCCUGUAUUUAGCGCCAUCCAUCAUUCCUUCAAUUCUGACCAGUUUCCCAGUCCCUGCCGAUGAAAAACAUCCCCACAGCAUGAUGCUGCCACCACCAUGCAUCACUGUGGGGAUGGUGUUCUCGGGGUGAUGAGAGGUGUUGGGUUUGCGCCAGACCUAGCGUUUUCCUUGAUGGCCAGAAAGCUCCGUUUUAGUCUCAUCUGACCAGAGUACCUUCUUCCAUAUGUUUGGGGAGUCUCCCACAUGCCUUUUGGCGAACACCAAACGUGUUUGCUUAUUUUUUUCUUUAAGCAAUGGCUUUUUUUCUGCCCACUCUUCCAUAAAGCCCAGCUCUGUGGAGUGUACGGCUUAAAAAGGGGUCCUAUGGACAGAUACUCCAAUCUCCGCUGUGGAGCUUUGCAGCUCCUUCAGGGUUAUCUUUGGUCUCUUUGUUGCCUCUCUGAUUAAUGCCCUCGCCUGGUCCGUGAGUUUUGGUGGACGGCCCUCUCUUGGCAGGUUUGUUGUGGUGCCAUAUUCGUAAAAAAAAAUUAUAAUGGAUUUAAUGGUGCUCCGUGGGAUGUUCAAAGUUUCAGAUAUUUUUUUAGAACCCAACCCUGAUCUGUACUUCUCCACAACUUUGUCCCUGACCUGUUUGGAGAGCUCCUUGGUCUUCAUGGUGCCGCUUGCUUGGUGGUGUCCCUUGCUUAGUGGUCUUGCAGAUUCUGGGGCCUUUCAGAACAGGUGUGACAGAUCAUGUGACACUUAGAUUGCACAUAGGUGGACUUUAUUUAACUAAUUAGAUGACUUCUGAAGGUAAUUGGUUGCACCAGAUCUUAUUUAGGGGCUUCAUAAGAAAGGGGGUGAAUACAUAUGCACGCACCACUUUUCCGUUGUUUAUUUUUUUGAAUUUCUUGAAACAAGUUAUUUUUUUCAUUUCACUUCACCAAUUUGGACUAUUUUGUGUAUGUGCAUUACAUGAAAUCCAAAUAAAAAUCAAUUUAAAUUACAGGUUGUAAUGCAACAAAAUAGGAAAAACGCCAAGGGGGAUGAAUAAUUUUGCAAGGCACUGUAUAGGCCUACUGCAGCUCUGAUUGGUGGUUAUUCUGCACCGGUCUGUGUAGAGUACGGGCUGAGUUAUGUGCAAUAGAAUCCUACUCUGAAGCGUUCUGCUUAUAGCAAAACCUCUUGCAUAUUUAGUUUUGUUUCUUUAUGUUGCAUUGAAAGUGGCUAAUAUUGCUUUGAUUCGAUCACAAUUGCCACAGUAAAGGGAAACGUUUAUAGUGUUAACUAACAGGGAAAACUCUAAAAAGUUGAGUGAAAUUCAAUCUCGUGCUUCUCUCAGUGGGCUGAUAUUUCUUCUGCGCGGCAGUCCCGGGGAGCUGCGCGGAAGUCUCGGGCUACUGCACGCCCGCGAGCAGCUUAGAGGAAACAUUGAUUACAACGAGCAAAGUGAUCAUGCUGUUUGUAUGUGGCUGCUAUGAAAGAGAAUUGUGUUUGCGUGUGAUCAGGAGUGUAUUCAUUCCACCGAUUCUGUUGAAAAACUUUUCUUAAAUGGAAGCAAAUGGAUUCAAUAGAUACUCUUGUUUGGAACUGUUUGACUAAUGAUUACACCCUAGAUCAGCUAGAUGCAGGCAAGAGUGUGCAAGGUGGUAUUGAAUGUGUCACUGUCUGUCACCUUGAUUACUCAAUUAUUUAUCUCAACCUGUGCACCUACGUUGUAAACUUUCAUUCAUAGGCUAGGUUGUAGCAACCUCAUGAUGGAUAUAGGGAAAAUUACAGUAUCAUGUAGUAGCCUAAACCUAACGAUCUUACAUUGAGCUGGGUGAAUGGAAAAUGAAUGACAGUCAAUCAAUAUGCUGUAAUAGAAAUAAGGUCAUGCUCAUGAAUUUUUUUUUUUUCCAUUAUCUAUUGCAUUCAAUUGAUGUAGAUAUACUACAAGAGGAUUCAGUUUACCUCUAUGGCCCUGUAAUAUCCUCAAUCAAAGUGCGCCAUAGCUUUUAGAGAACAUUCUAUUUUGAGAGGCAUUGAAAAUAUGGCAAAUUAGUAUUGCUCUAAUGUGAUGUAGUAUUGUAUUUUUGGUUACAUUCUUCUAAUUUUUUUCCCAUUUAUCCCAUGCACAGUAAUAUCUGUUGACCCCAUGUAAUAGUAUGUAGCAAGAGAAUAAGUGAGAUGGAGAGAAGGAGAAGACCGGGAUCAGCCAAAACGGAGACAUGUAAUGAGGUUUCCCUGACAACCAGCCUUGCCUCUGUAAUUAUGGGUGGAUUAAUACUCUGAGCACAGAGCUCCUGAGCCAAGCAAGGAUCCAGCCAAGAGAACAGUACAUUAUCAUAACACCCAGAAUCAUCUUAAAACCCUUAAAACCCAUACAUGCUAAUAAUGUAAUGUAAUUUAUUUCAGUGCAUUUUUCUUGUUAUUUCCUUUACUACCUUUGUUUCUAUUUGUCUUGUCUGUGGGUCUGUAUGUCUGUGUGUGUCUGUCUGUCUGUCUCUCCCUCCCUCUCUCCCUCUCUCUGUCUCUGUCUCUGUCUCUCUCUCUCUGUUGGAAGGUCAAUGUUAGUCACACUCAUUUUUUGUUAGGAUUUGGCAUGGCUUUCCCUCUCUCACUCGUUCAACUCAACUGUCCAAGGGAAAGGUCAUGCAAAAAUAACCCUGAUUACGCAAUCAAAACAAAGACUUCCAUUUUUAUUUGCACUAUAAUGCUCGACUACUGCUGGGGUGUGGAGAUGGAGCACAUAGAUGAAGCAUCUACCUGUUUAAUUGGAAACAGUGUAUAUACAUUAUAUAUACAAAAGUAUGUGGACACCCCUUCAAAUUAGUAGAUUCGGCUAUUUCAGCCACACCCGUUGCUGACAGGUGUAUAAAAUCGAGAACACAGCCAUGCAAUCUUCAUAGACAAACAUUGGCAGUAGAAUGACCUUACUGAAGAGCUCAGUGACGCACCUUUCCAACAAGUCAGUCAGUUUGUCAAAUUUCUGCCUUGCUAGAGCUGCCCCGGUCAAUUGUAAUUUCUAUUAUUGUGACGUGGAAAUGUCUAGGAGCUUGGUUGCAACACUCACUACCGAGUCACAAACUGCCUCUGGAAGCAAUGUCAUCACAAGAACUGUUCGUCGGGAGCUUCAUGAAAUGGGUUUCCAUGGCCGUGCAGCUGCACACAAGCAAUGACAAGCGUCAGCUGGAGUGGUGUAAAGCUCGCCUCCAUUGGACUCUGGAGCAGUGGAAACGCAUUCUUUGGAGUGAUGAAUCACGCUUCACCAUCUGGCAGUCCGACGGACGAAUUUGGGUUUGGCGGAUGCCAGGAGAACACUACCUUCCCCAAUGCAUAGUGCCAUCUGUAAGGUUUGGUGGAGGAGGAAUAAUGGUCUGGGGCUGUUUGGGGAAGGCCCUUUCCUGUUUCAGCAUGACAAUGCCCCCGUGCACAAAGAGAGGUCCAUACAGAAAUGGUUUGUCGAGAUCGGUGUGGAAGAACUUGACUGGCCUGCAAAAAACCCUGAACUCAACCCCAUCAAACACCUUUUAGAUGAAUUGGAACGCCGACUGCGAGCCAGGCCUAAUCGCCCAACAUCAGUGCCCAACCUCACUAAUGCUGUUGUGGCUGAAUGGAAGCAAGUCGCCACAGCAAUGUUCCAACAUCUAGUGGAAAGGAGUGGAGGCUGUUAUAGCAGCAAAGGGGGGACCAACUCCAUAUUAAGGCGCAUGAUUUUGGAAUGAGAUGUUCGACGAGCAGUUAUCCACAUACUUUUGGUCAUGUAGUGUACUUUCCCCAUAUAACUUGUCUUCAGGGAAGAGCAAGCAUACUCUACAUAGGACUUGUAAAAUUCACAGCCAACAUCUGUGAACUUUAUGCAAGGCAAGAGACAUCCAAGUAUCCAUAUAUGUUCACACUACUGGGUCGUUCCACGAAAAGAGUGCCUUUUGCACCCCUUUGAUAUUUUACGUAGAAAUUGUGCACCAAUAUUAAAAGCCUUUAAUAUAGACCACAUGGAGAAUUCCAUAAAUCUGAUUUUCUAUAUGAAUAAAGACUUGCAUUAAGUUUUCACCAUAAUUGUAAAGCCCUAGUUAUUGUAUUGCUUUGACAAAGUCACUUCUGAAGAUUAUUAUUUAUUUAAUCUGAUUAGGGAUUCAUUUACAUCUGUGUGUCAUUUUAAGGUCAACCUUGUUACGUGAACUGAAGUCUCGUUUUAAUAUAGGGAAAGUAUUCCUUUUUAAAAUGUAUUUCAAAAGAAACAUUGAACUUCUAAUAGUCAAAUAAUAGUGUGAAAGCAGGUGAGCUGGUUCUACUCUUUUUGGCCAUUUUGUGGUGUUUUGUGGUGGGAAACUGAGCGGGUCGAGCAUAACACGUCAACCCUGUUACCCAUAAAUAGACAGGCUAGAAAUGUUUUAACAAUUGCAUUUUUCUGUGAAGCUUACAGUGCCUUGCAAAAAUAUUCAUCCCCCUUGGCGUUUUUUCUAUUUUGUUGCAUUACAACCUGUAAUUUAAAUGGAUUUUUAUUUGGAUUUCAUGUAAUGCACAUACACAAAAUAGUCCAAAUUGGUGAAGUGAAAUGAAAAAAAUAACUUGUAUCAAAAAAUUCUAAAAAAUAAAUAACGGAAAAGUGGUGCGUGCAUAUGUAUUCACCCCCUUUGCUAUGAAGCCCCUAAAUAAGAUCUGGUAAAACCAAUUACCUUCAGAAGUCACACAAUUAGUUAAAUAAAGUCCACCUGUGUGCAGUCUAAGUGUCACAUGAUCUGUCACAUGAUCUCAGUAUAUAUACAGUGGGGAGAACAAGUAUUUGAUACACUGCCGAUUUUGCAGAUUUUCCUACUUACAAAGCAUGUAGAGGUCUGUAAUUUUGAUCAUAGGUACACUUCAACUGUGAGAGACGGAAUCCAGAAAAUCACAUUGUAUGAUUUUUAAGUAAUUAAUUUGCAUUUUAUUGCAUGACAUAAGUAUUUGAUCACCUACCAACCAGUAAGAAUUCCAGCUCUCACAGGCCUGUUAGUUUUUCUUUAAGAAGCCCUCCUGUUCUCCAUUCAUUACCUGUAUUAACUGCACCUGUUUGAACUCGUUACCUGUAUAAAAGACACCUGUCCACACACUCAAUCAAACAGACUCCAACCUCUCCACAAUGGCCAAGACCAGAGAGCUGUGUAAGGACAUCAGGGAUAAAAUUGUAGACCUGCUGGGAUGGGCUACAGGACAAUAGGCAAGCAGCUUGGUGAGAAGGCAACAACUGUUGGCGCAAUUAUUAGAAAAUGGAAGAAGUUCAAGAUGACGGUCAAUCACCCUCAGUCUGGGGCUCCAUGCAAGAUCUCACCUCGUGGGGCAUCAAUGAUCAUGAGGAAGGUGAGGGAUCAGCCCAGAACUACACGGCAGGACCUGGUCAAUGACCUGAGGAGAGCUGGGACCACAGUCUCAAAGAAAACCAUUAGUAACACACUACGCCGUCAAGGAUUAAAAUCCUGCAGCGCACGCAAGGUCCCCCUGCUCAAGCCAGCGCAUGUCCAGGCCCCUCUGAAGUUUGCCAAUGACCAUCUGGAUGAUCCAGAGGAGGAAUGGGAGAAGGUCAUGUGGUCUGAUGAGACAAAAAUAGAGCUUUUUGGUCUAAACUCCACUCGCCGUGUUUGGAGGAAGAAGAAGGAUGAAUACAACCCCAAGAACACCAUCCCAACCGUGAAGCAUGGAGGUGGAAACAUAAUUAUUUGGGGAUGCUUUUCUGCAAAGGGGACAGGACGACUGCACCGUAUUGAGGGGAGGAUGGAUGGGGCCAUGUAUCACGAGAUCUUGGCCAACAACCUCCUUCCCUCAGUAAGAGCAUUGAAGAUGGGUCGUGGCUGGGUCUUCCAGCAUGACAACGACCCAAAACACACAGCCAGGGCAACUAAGGAGUGGCUCCAUAAGAAGCAUCUCAAGGUCAUGGAGUGGCCUAGCCAGUCUCCAGACCUGAACCCAAUAGAAAAUCUUUGGAGGUAGCUGAAAGUUCGUAUUGCCCAGCGACAGCCCCGAAACCUGAAGGAUCUGGAGAAGGUCUGUUUGGAGGAUUGGGCCAAAAUCCCUGCUGCAGUGUGUGCAAACCUGGUCAAGACCUACAGGAAACGUAUGAUCUCUGUAAUUGCAAACAAAGGUUUCUGUACCAAAUAUUAAGUUCUGCUUUUCUGAUGUAUCAAAUACUUAUGUCAUGCAAAUGAAUUACUUAAAAAUCAUACAAUGUGAUUUUCUGGAUUUUUGUUUUAGAUUCCGUCUCUCACAGUUGAAGUGUACCUAUGAUAAAAAAAUUACAGACCUCUACAUGCUUUGUAAGUAGGAAAACCUGCAAAAUCGGCAGUGUAUCAAAUACUUGUUCUCCCCACUGUUCACCUGUUCUGAAAGGCACCAGAGUCUGCAACACCACUAAGCAAGAGGCACCACCAAGCUUAGAUUCUAAGUUAGAUUUUUUUUUAAUAUUUAGAAACAUUGAACAUCCCACGGAGCACCAUUAAAUCCAUUAUUAAAAAAUUGAAAGAAUAUGGCACCACAACAAACCUGCCAAGAGAGGGCCGCCCAAUCAGAGAGGCAACAGAGACCAAAGAUAACCCUGAAGGAGCUGCAAAGCUCCACAGCGGAGAUUGGAGUAUCUGUCCAUAGGACCACUUUUUAAGCUGUACAUUCCACAGAGCUGGGCUUUACGGAAGAGUGGGCAGAAAAAAAGCCAUUGCUUAAAGAAAAAAAUAAGCAAACACGUUUGGUGUUCGCCAAAAGGCAUGUGGGAGACUCCCCAAACAUGUGGAAGAAGGUACUCUGGUCAGAUGAGACUAAAAUUGAGCUUUUUGGCCAUCAAGGAAAACGCUAGGUCUGGCGCAAACCCAACACCUCUCAUCACCCCGAAACACCAUCCCCACAGUGAAGCAUGGUGGUGGCAGCAUCAUGCUGUGGGGAUGUUUUUCAUCGGCAGGGACUGGGAAACUGGUCAGAAUUUGAAGGAAUGAUGGAUGGCGCUAAAUACAGGGAAAUUCUUGAGGGAAAACCUGUUUCAGUCUUCCAGAGAUUUGAGACUGGGACAGAGGUUCACCUUCCAGCAGGACAAUGACCCUAAGCAUACUGCUAAAGCAACACUCGAGUGGUUUAAGGGGAAACAUUUAAAUGUCUUGGAAUGGCCUAGUCAAAGCCCAGACCUCAAUACAAUUGAGAAUCUGUGGUAUGACUUAAAGAUUGCUGUACACCAGCGGAACCCAUCCAACUUGAAGGAGCUGGAGCAGUUUUGCCUCGAAGAAUGGGCAAAAAUCCCAGUGGCUAGAUGUGCCAAGCUUAUAGAUACAUACCCCAAGAGACUUGCAGCUGUAGUUGCUGCAAAAGGUGGCUCUACCAAGUAUUGACUUUGGGGGGGGGUGAAUAGUUAUUUAUGCUCAAGUUUUCAGUUUUAUUGUGUUAUUUCUUCUUUGUUUCACCCCAAAAAAAUAUGUUGCAUCUUCUGUAGCUCAGCUGGUAGAGCACGGCGCUUGUAACGCCAAGGUAGUGGGUUCGAUCCCCGGGACCACCCAUACACAAAAAAAUGUAUGCACGCAUGACUGUAAGUCGCUUUGGAUAAAAGCGUCUGCUAAAUGGCAUAUUAUUAUUAUUAUUAUUAUUAUAAGGAGCUGGAGCAGGAGCAGUUUUGACUUGAAGAAUGGGCAAAAAUCCCAGUGGCUAGAUGUGCCAAGCUUAUAGAGACAUACCCCAAGAGACUUGCAGCUGUAAUUGCUGCAAAAGGUGGCUCUACAAAGUAUUGACUUUUAGGGGGGUGAAUAGUUAUGCACGCUCAAGGUUUCUUAUUUUUUUUCUUGUUUGUUUCACAAAAAUCUUCAAAGUGGUAGGCAUGUUGUUUAAAUCAAAUGAUACAAACUCGCAAAAAAUCAAUUUUAAUUCCAGUUUGUAAGGCAACAGAAUAGGAAAAAUGCCUAGGGGGGUGAAUACUUUCGCAAGCCACUGUAUGUUCAAUUUCCACUCCCUGUUGCACAAAACCAGCUUCCAUUCCCCCUGUCACAAGUGGAUUCACGGCUGAUUCAAGAUGAAAUCGUCAAACCUGUUACGGUCAACCCUGUUACGGUCAACCCUGUUACUUUAUUUGGCACUUAAUAGGCCCUCGCUAUACUUUUUUCAAUAAAAUGUUAGCUCUUGAAAUGGGAAAACGUGUUUUUUAUUAAGUUGAAUUUGUGCUCUUAAUGACAAUGUAAAGAUGUUUUUACACCGACUUCUCAAAAGGCACUGAAUUGAUGGAACAACCCUACUGCUUUGUGGCUCAGAGGCAUGAUGGUGUUUUAUGACACAUGCUGUGUGAUUAUUGUUUGUCUGGAAGGCUUCUAAAUUCAGUGGUUUAAGCUAAACAGCUCUCCCCUUGCUUGUUUUUUUUCUCUCUCUCUCUCUGUGUGUGUGUUGUAAUUUCCUUAUCCUUAACUAUAAUAUAAAGUAAUUCAUGAAGACAGCCAAGGUAAAAAAAUAAAAUGCUACAAUAAUAAAAACCCUCCCUUUCCAGACUAAACCAUAAUUCCACUACCCAUUUUAGAACACCAAAUCACGAUAUCUACAAUAAGACCACAUUACAGAUUUUUCUACUGGGAUAUUAUGGGGACUCAGCGUUGACUUAGUGUUACUAUGCAGAGACCAACCGUCACUGAGGGAAAAUAUUAUUAUUCCUUUUAAAAUACUAUUUUUGGCCCUGAGUAACCAUGGCUCCCCUUUUGAUCCCACCAGAAACUAAAUGUCCUUCUCUCUCUGGUGUACGUCUGGCAUUUCUUUGGACCUCACUCCUGGAGAGGACUUUAUAUUAUUGGACAGUUUCAGAGUUAAUCUUUGGAGGUUUUUCCUGGCUCAGAUUGGGUCUGCGUUCAGUAGCCAAACUGCGUGGAACGUUGCAGAUAGAAAUCCCAUGAAUAGAUCUGAUGUGAUUCCUUGUUCUAACAGAGAGGUGUGUUUAUUCUACAUACCAUGCUGUAUCUAUAUCUGAACGUAACAAAAUGUUGCGUCCUGCUGAAUACACCCCUGGCUCCUUCAGUAACCUUACAGUGCAAAUGACAAUUCGGAUAUCAAAUGCCUGGGUAAAUAUUAAACUAAACCUUGCCUGUGUUAUAAUAUUUUUGUUUUCUCCCUCGGAAUCCUCCUAGUCCUAACUCAUUUUAUGAUCUGUUCUUCUCUGGAAAACAUAAUUUAUGUUUUUCCCCUGCACUGAAUAAAUGUUCAGGCCACACAGCAAAGCGCAAACACCGAUAUACAGUAACUACUGAUAUAGGGUUUAAUGAGUGUCCUCCGUAGGUUUGUUUAUAAUGCCAUUUGGCCGGGUAUGAGAGCAUCACAUUUGUGAUGCAUUGUGGGUGAAUGGUGACAGUCUGACUGAUCUACAAAUAAUAAUAAGUAGGUAUUUUAGGAUGCGAGGUGAUUUGUAGAUCAGUCAGUCUGAUACAUACCAUGUCACUACCUGGUAAGACUACUCCCUGGUUGGCCUACUUGUUCGUAAGUCUCCAGGUUGUGUUUUCAGGGCUCUGACCUGUCUCUGACUCUGACUAUACGGUUGGUCAGUAGCACAAUCGUCUUAGCACUCUCAGCUAAUUGCCCUUCUCUCUUUAAUCACACUGGACUCCAAUGCUAAUGUGCCGUCAUUUGAGAUUAGGCUAACUACAAGCAUGAAAGGCUGUGGUAAUGCAGUGUAGGUUGCAGCUUAUGAUUUUAAAGAAUGCAAACAAGACAAAACCAAACUCUUGCAUCUUCACUGGUUACGUUUUUAAACAGUGUUCCAGUAAGGUGGUGGUGAAGGGAUGUACAGAAAUCUACCAUUUUCACUAACCAAGACAAAAUAAGAAAUUUAGGGCUACAACAGUAGCUAACCAAUGAAAAAGCUGAAGGAUAAAAACAUUGAGAGGAACCUGAGUGGUGUACUACGAAUCUAGCUAGAUGUACUCUGUCUUUUCGGAAGUUAGCUAUAGCUUCACAUUCCAGCUCAGGCUUCAUCCAUAUUACGAAGGUGGGUAUUGCUUGUCCGCCUGCUGCUAACUCUAGCAGGCUUGUAACUGCGUGUGCAUGUUAAACAUGGCUAAUCGAACGCCAAACUCUUUCAUUGAGACAAUACUAAACCAUCAAUCUAUGGGCGAGUCAGUGCCACAUUGUUAUUUUUGCUGAAAUCAACAUGAAAGAAAAGUGAUCUUGCAAAUUCAGGAGGCUAUGGUGUGAAAUAGGCUAUUAGAAGUGCCGUCUGUCUUUCUUUUAUUAACUUACGUAUCAUUAAUGCCGUCUUUGGUGUGCUUGUCAAUGCAGGAGCACCUUUUCCCCCCACUCCUAUAGAUGAAAUAAUUGUUUAAAGUCAUACAAAAGUUUUACUGUGCGUGAAGUCCUGUCAUUACUAAAUGUGUACUGUGAUAGGUAUUUUUUUUACACAAAAAACAUUUGAUGAAUGAAAUAUUUAAAGCUGCAUUAUGUAACUUUUUGGGCGACCCUACCAAAUUCACAUAGAAAUGUUAGUUAUUGAUCUGUCAUUCUCAUUGAAAGCAAGUCUAAGAAGCGGUAGAUCUGUUCUAUGUGCACUUUUUCUAUGCUUCCUGUUCUUAAGUUUUGUUUUUGUGUCUUUUACAUUCGGUUUUGUACACCAGCUUCAAACAGCUGAUAAUACAAUAUUUUGGGUUAUUGAAAAGAUACUGUAUAAUUUCACAGCGGUUUAGAUGGUACAAUGAUUCUCUAUACUAAACAUUGCUUGUUUUGUCACAUAAACUAAAAUUAGGCCAGCUAUUAGACUUUUUGCAAUCAGGAAAUGGCCGAGCGAUUUCUGCAUAUUGCACCUUUAAUCAGUUGUCUUCCUCAAAUGAAGGGGAUGAUGAUGCAAUCUUUGCGAGAGGGAGGGAAUCUGAUUUCAUUGGUCAUCAACUUGCGGCUCAGACACUUCAUUCAGGCUAAGUGGAGUUAGCCUGCCCUGAAACAGGUUAGUUCUGAAGGAUUCAUUGCUGUAGAAAUGUACCUGGCUAAAAGCUGUGAGACUUUCGUGUCACUGGUUAUCCCAAGUUGAACUCAGAGUUGACCAAAGUUAGCUCGCUAACUCCUCAAACCAGAUUCUUAGUACACCACUCAGACCUUUGAGAGGGAGCCUAUCCUCUUAUGGCUGGCUAGGCAUAGCUAUGAAGGUCAAACAAUUGUCAGGUCAGUUUUAAGUGCACAGGGUUUCCCUCCCUCUGAUUUUGACCACCAGCCAUGAGAGCCCAAAGAUCAAAGACAAGGCUCUGGGGUGUGGACAUGGAGCUAAUAGAGAGACACUGGCCUGGUAGAAACCCUAACCUAACCUACCCAGAAGCCAGUGCUGUGAUCAAAACACUCAGCUCACUGCCCCUUUGUGAUCACAAGACAGCAGGAGUGCUCAACUCCUAGACAAUGGCCCAGCUGUCUGUGAUGAAUUGGUAAUUAAUUGAUCUAUUCCCGUCAUUUGUUGGCUUAGGGGUCCACACAGUCUCAGGCCCUAUGUCACAGUAUACCAGAGGUUUUAAACCUGUUUGGAGUUUUCACUUAUGUUUCUUCUUCUAAAAGGAACAAAAUUAUAUAUUUAAGUUUAAUGUAGAUUUCUCUCUCCUCCUCUUCAGACUAUAGGAGCUAUAGGGGCUAAAGGAUCCAUCUAAGCUAAAACCUCUUAGCCCUCUUAUCCUACCCAAUUCUAACCCAGUAACCCUUGGAGACCAACAGACAGUUUGUCCUGUUUUCCCUUCCAGAGGCCUGUACUUCUCUCUAUGUUUCUCUUUACCAAUCAAAUGAGAACUGAUUAUAUAACUCGGGCUCUUUACUCAUCAAAAGCACCCUAAUGCAUGAAAUAGAGCAGGCAAAAAUAUAAUGCCAAAUAUUCCAUAUUUAAUGGGAUCAAAACCAAUUGUGUACUGACUGCAAUUUGUUUUGGAUUUGUAAACCUGUGUUUAUCUUUAGUGAAGAUUGUAUAUAAUGUAAGAUAUCAAGGGUAUGGGUGUGUGUUCGGGGAAUGCAAUCAAACUUUCUUCAAAGAUAUUCUUCCCCAUGUCACCUCCCUGCUUUUACCCUUCUACCUCUGGGGCUGGUCAAUGUGCCAGACCAUGUGCUGUGGCCCUAUUAGAAUAUAUGUCAGGGUCAGCAGAUAGCUGGAUUAGACCAGACUGCCUGGAUCGCUGUAUGUCCUCCACAGAGGAGCUGCAGAUCAUUGGAUUAAGGUUCGGAUUAGAUUCUCUCUCUCACUCACUCACUCACUCACUCACUCACUGGGGCACCGGUUCUGCUGAGACGCUGGUGUCACACUGUUGUCACCCGCUGUCACCCAGGAUCCUCGCUCCAAGACACUUCCCCUUCUCUCAGUGUGGCUCAGCAGAAAUAGAUAGACUACAGCACUCAGUCACUCAGUGCUGGUUGAGAGAUGGACUGUACAAUACUACCUAGGCAGGACAACACAAUACAGUCAUUUACUGACUCACCUGUUAACCUGCCUCUUACAGUGCUUCUGUAGAAUUGUGGAGUUUUGCUUUUGUGGAUAUCCAUAGAAGACAUCUGUGGUGUUGAAAGGAAUAACAUUGUUGCUUUGUUAGGAGUUUGUGGAUUCUAAUUUGAAGGUGUUUUUGGGAUCCUUGUCAUUGUUCGGAUCGCUUCAGAGGUUCAUCAUUAGUACUUUGGGCAGCAUUUGGGGACACCUGAGCAACAGAUGUUGUGCUUGGCUUUAAAGCGUGCAUAGUAUCUCCAAUGGGUUUCUGUCCAAGUGGUCUGGCUGCACUGUUGCUGACAUUGGCGUAUUUGACUACUGGAAUAAUCAAUUGAAUCUGACGUGGCUGUUGGACAUCUGCUUGCAUAUUGACUUAUCGGGGACACACAAAGCCCCCCCAUCUCAAAACUGGUUGUGUGUGUGUAUGCGUGUCCUGGUUGGAGCAGAGUAUUGCUAUGUUUUUGCACCUGGAUUCUCUAGCACAACUCUGGAGUAUAACAUUAGCAUAUGUGAAAUGUUGCAUUCACGUUCACCUCCACACCCUAAAGUUUGACCUUACGCCACAUAUCCCUGAGGCUAAGGAGUGCCUUUCAGUGCCUUAAGUUGACCUGGUACCCCAUGUCGUCUGACUCUUGCCAUCUCACCGGGGCCCAGAGAGCUGUGUGCAGGCUGGUCCACCGGGGCCCCAGACCGCGGGCCCUGCUGAGGCCCAUAAGGCUGGAGCUGGGGGUGUAUGUGGAUAAGACCUGCACUAAACAGAAACACAGGUAUUGGUGGAAGUCCUGCCGACAGCAGGCUCAGACGUAGCACUUAAUUUCACUGUACUAUUAUGCUAUUUGCUCAAGAUAUAGCGUAGAUGCUGACUGCUACUGUAUAGGUUGGCUACUUAUUUCAAGUCAUUCCAUUUCCAACCUAUUUGGGACAAAUCAGUGUCAGGUGGUGCAUAAGUCAUACGUCUUACAGUACUUAACAAGUUAUUUAUGCCAAUGAAUCCCUUGGAAAUUGAUGAAAAUAGUAAUUUUUGUGUAUUAAUACCAUGUCAUUUGUAAGUAAAUACCAGUGAAGUAGUGUACUGUCAAAUAAAUAGCUACUAAUCAUAUUUACAUCUAGAUUAAACUGUGGGGCUAAUCUACACUCAACUCUAGAGUGAGCUGGCUGAAGAACCAGUGUCGUAUCUUUUGCGUUUUUAACAAUAACAUAACAGAAUCCACAUUGGUAUUUCAUUUCAUUUGCUUUCAUCGUACUGUAGCAAUGAUUCUCAGAUGACUGUGGGGAAGGUCUUGGAAUAGACUCAGGAAUGAGGCUUGCUGAGCGAUUUAUGCCAGAUUUCUGUGGAAUGGAUUUCAGACCACGGGUACUAAAAGAAUGAAGUAGAACUCAUUUUCCUUGAAAACAAGUCUGUCACAGUGCUGUACAAUCACAUCAGGCUUCAGGCAUCGUUGAAAAGGCAGUGGGAGUAAGAUAUUUAACUUUACAAAGAUUUUGGAUAGUUUUGUAUGGCAAAAACUGUUAUGCAAAGUUCAGAAAGAGGGUAGGCAUGCAUAUUAUUAUGUAACAAUGGUAACAUAACUAAGGCAUUCUGGAGGGUGAGAGGGAAUGGAGUGACCGUGUACCUCAGAGCCUUGUGACCUGGCUCUACAGCAGUUAUUUCUGGCAUAUACUGUAUAUGGCAUGUAUACUGUAAUUCUAAAGAGAAUAUAGUUAUUAUGUUGACUAAACCCAGACUCUUGAUAAUUGUAGUCUUGGGCUAUAUGUUGGAGGCCCUACAGUAUGCUGAAUAAUAUUUAGCUUUGACAACAUUGACAAAAAGCCUGUGUUUGAUUGGGCAAGGAAAUCUGUAAAUGACUCCAAGGAGCAUGUUCAUUGGUCAUGAGGUUUUGUGUGUAGUGAUAUGAAUUCAGUCUCCUUCCUUAUUGUCAGUGUGGAGAUGAGGUGUUUCCCAUUGUUUCACUCUAAUGACCCCCACUGCAGCCUUUAAGACCUGCAUCACUUCAACACUAGCCUGGUUAAACCAGACUGAACUAGAAUGUGUGGGCUGGACAGCUCUGGGAGGCUGAGACCCUCAUUCUCAAUGCAGGGAAGGAAAGAUGUCAGUUAUCUUUACCAUAUCAACUGGACUUUAAAUAGUAGCAUUAUGGAAAGAUAGAGAUGAGAUAGAGGAGCUGAAAGGACAAUGUCUCCAAGGUACUCAUGUCAGAGUGACGGUGAUUCUUCUGACACUCUUGCCAUGGUAACUGCACAGUGAUAUGCAUUCAGACACUGUUGCCAUGGAGACAUAAACCACGUUUCCAUCUACAGUUUUUAUGCGAGUAAAGUCACACAGGGAAAAAAAAUCAUGACAGCUGUGAUGGAAACAGGUAGUUUCGGUACAAUUUUAUAAAUGCCGACAGAUGAUUUGUUCGUUCGACAUGGUGGGAUCUUUUUGUGUUAUUAAAUUUAAUUAUGUGGGAAAUGGUGGUGGAAACACCUACACUACCGGUCAAAAGUUUUAGAACACCUACUCAUUCAAGGGUUUUUCUUAAUUUUUACAAUUUUCUACAUUGUUGAAUAAUAGUGAAGACAUCAAAACUAUGAAAUAACACAUAUGGAAUCAUGUAGUAACCAAAAAAGUGUUAAACAAAUCAAAAUAUAUUUUAUAUUUGAGAUUCUUCAAAUAGCCACCCUUUGCCUUGAUGACAGCUUUGCAGACUCUUGGCAUGCUCUCAACCAGCUUCAUGAUGUUGUCACCUGGAAUGCAUUUCAAUAAAUAGCUGUGCCUUAUUAAAAGUUAAUUUGUGGAAUUUCUUCCCUUAAUGCGUUUGAGCCAAUCAGUUGUGUUGUGACAAGGUGGUGGGGGGGUAUACAGAAGAUAGCCCUAUUUGGUAAAAGACCAAGUCCAUAUUAUGGCAAGAACAGCUCAAAUAAGCAAAGAGAAACGACAGUCCAUCAUUACUUUAAGACAUGAAGGUCAGUCAAUACGGAACAUUUCAAGAACUUUGAAAGUUUCUUCAAGUGCAGUCGCAAAAACCAUCAAGCGCUAUGAUGAAACUGGCUCUCAUGAGGACCGCCACAGGAAUGGAAGACCCUGAGUUACCUCUGCUGCGGAGGAUAAGUUAAUUAGAGUUACCAGCUUCAGAAAUUGCAGCCCAAAUAAAUGCUUGACAGAGUUCAAGUAACAGACACAUCUCAACAUCAACUGUUCAGAAGAGACUGUGUGAAUCAGGCCUUCAUGGUCGAAUUGCUGCAAAGAAACCACCACUAAAGGACACCAAUAAUAAGAAGAGACUUGCUUGGGCCAAGAGACACGAGCAAUGGACAUUGGACAGGUGGAAAUGUGUCCUUUGGUCUCGAGUCCAAAUUGGAGAUUUUUGGUUCCAACCGCCGUGUCUUUGUGAGACAUGGUGUGGGUGAACGGAUGAUCUCCGCAUGUGUAUUUCCCACCGUAAAGCAUGGAGGAGGAGGUAUUAUGGUGUGGGGGUGCUUUGCUGGUGACACUGUCUGUGAUUUAUUUAGAAUUCAAGGCACACUUAACCAGCAUGGCUACCACAGCAUUCUACAGCGAUACACCAUCCCAUCUGGUUUGGGUUUAGUGGGACUAUCAUUUGUUUUUCAGCAGGACAAUGACCCAACAUACCUCCAGGCUGUGUAAGGGCUAUUUUACCAAGAAGGAGAGUGAUUGGAGUGAUGCAUCAGAUGACCUGACCUCCACAAUCCCCCGACCUCAACCAAAUUGAGAUGGUUUGGGAUGAGUUGGACUGCAGAGUGAAGGAAAAGCAGCCAACAAGUGCUCAGCAUAUGUAGGAACUCCUUCAAGACUGUUGGAAAAGCAUUCCAGGUGAAGCGGGCGGAGGCGGCAGGUAGCUUAGUGGUUAAGAGCGUUGUGCCAGUAACCAAAAGGUUGCUGGUUCUAAUCCCCGAGCCGACUAGGUGAAAAAUCUGUCUGUGCCCUUGAGCAAGGCACUUAACCCUAAUUGCUCCUGUAAGUCGCUCUGGAUAAGAGCGUCUGCUAAAUGACUAAAAUGUAAAUGUAAAUGAAGCUGGUUGAGAGAAUGCCAAGAGUCUGCGAAGCUGUCAUCAAGGCAAAGGGUAGCUAUUUGAAUAUUUUAUGAUUCGUUUAGCACUUUUUUGGUUACUACAUGAUUCCAUAUGUGUUAUUUCAUAGUUUUGAUGUCUUCACUAUUAUUCUACAACAUAGAAAAUAGUAAAAAUAAAGAAAAACCCUUGAAUGAGUAGGUGUUCUAAAGCUUUUGACCGGUAGUGUAUAUGCGCAAAUAUUGAUAUAAUAACCAUCAUAUCAUAACCAUAAAAAGUAAACUUGGAGUCACGCGAUUAUAAAAUGUGUGGUCCUCCCACUAUGACUAGGGAAACUAUGCAGUUUAUUAAGUUAUGAUGAACUUCACAGGGUGGUGAAAGUGCACAGAGAUCUUGAUGCUCCUUUCCAAGACAUAUCAAGGGUCUUAUUCUGGUGACAUGAUGAUUGAUGCUUGACUGCCGUUUGACAAAUAAAAAUAUCCUUAUCCAUAAUAAUCUCAUCAUGUAGAUAAGCCUACCCUCACAGCCUACCCGCACUGUAUUUGCUAGCUGUUGGCUAGAGCGCACCCACCAAGACCAGAGUAGUCACAAAAACGUUUGUGUUAAAUAGCAAAUGUGCCAAAACUAUUAGUAGAGUUGAAAAUGCGAUGGAAACACAUUGAACUUUAGAUUUUUGUUCAGUACAUUUUGUGUGCACUACGUCAUCACACACUGACUUUUAUCCUCAACAAGUCUGUUUGGUGGAAACACACCAUUGGUGGGAAAUUGCACCGUUUUCUUUAUACGGAUUUUAGAAUGUUUGCAUGAAAAUCUGUCGCCAAUUGGAUGGAAACCUAGCUAUUGUGACAGAGUUUUCGGACACAAUUGCCAUGGUAACGUCAGAGGGACACUGAUGUUAUUUCUCUCUUUCUCUGUCCAUAUGUGUAUGUGUGUAUUCAGGAUGGAGGCUUCAUGUCUGGAAUUGGCCCUGGAGGGAGAGAGGCUGUGUAAGGCGGGGGACUUUAAAGGGGGGACAGCGUUUUUCGAGGCGGCUGUGCAGGUGGGAACAGAAGACCUGAAGACCCUCAGUGCCAUCUACAGCCAGCUGGGCAAUGCCUACUUCUACCUGAAGGAAUACGGCAAGGCCCUGGAGUACCACAGACACGACCUCACUCUGGCCAGGUGAGGCCACGGAAUACCAGGCAACAUCAUGUCUGAUCAUGGAUUCAAAUUGUAGUUGAAGGAUUUCAACAUGUUUAAAAGAUAAAUUGUAUAGACUGCAAUGAAUGUGUAUUUAAUUUAUACUGAAGUCAUUCAUAAAGCAUAAGAGAGUAAACAGUUAUCAUUCAUUAUGGGUUGGAUACUGUACAGAGUUGCCCUGCUAGAUAAAUAUGAGAGUUUGAUAUUGUUAAUUUCGAUGAGGGACCCCCUUGGUAUUUAGCUCAGAUGGCUAAGCCUGUCUCCUGUGGAGAGGGGUGCAGUUGGUAGCCUGGCAGGGAGGCGAUUACAAAGCCAGGGGGCUGCUGCCUUGAUACAUUACAAUAACAGCAGGACAACUGGAACCCUGUCCUAAGAAGGAAGGUACCUGUCAGACAGUUAGAUAAUCAAAUCAAUAAAGAUCUAAGUAAUAUAACAAUAUAUAUAUGCCAUUUAGCAGAUGCCUUUAUCCAAAAGCAACUUACAGUCAUGCGUGCAUAAAUGUUUCGCAUGGGUGGUCCCAGGGGUAAUCGAACCCACAAUCUUGACGUUGCAAGCGCCAUGCUCCUCUAACUGUGUUUUUGUACUGACAAUGACAGCAAUGGAUUUGGCAAGACAGCAAUAACGGAUCUGGAACACAGGCUAUGAUUGAUUAUAACUUGAAAACCAUGACUGAUAAUGAGAUAUGGUCUCUAUUCUCAGGACAAUAGGGGACAGGAUAGGGGAAGGGAAAGCCAGUGGUAACCUUGGAAACACGCUGAAGGUUUUAGGGCGCUUCGACGAGGCGGCAGUGUGCUGUCAGAGACACCUGGACAUCUCUCAAGAGCAAGGGGACAAGGUAGCGUACACACACACACACUCAAACACACACACACCGGCAUCACAUUGGAUUGGAGGAUUGCAUCUGUUUAGUACCUUUCAUCAGAUUUUGAGGAACGGCGUGUUGUAUUGAAAAUAACUGUUGAGUGUGGUCCAUGCUAUUUCAGUUGAAAAAUUCCAUAAUGUCUUCCAAUGUCUCUAUUUGUAUUCUAAAGUUGCUCAUUGCUUUCUCCCUUUUCCCUUUCUGACCAGGUGGGAGAGGCAAGGGCUUUGUAUAAUAUAGGGAACGUGUUCCAUGCCAAGGGGAAGCAGCAGUUAUGGGGCUGCACCCAGGACCCUGGGGACCUCCCACCAGACGUCAGAGAUACACUGCAAAGAGCUACUGGCUUCUACGAGUGAGUGUUAUGCUCUAUACACGUGUUAAUGAACACACACAUACUCUACACACAUAUGAACACAAGCUUACACACAGCACAGCACAGCACAUACACCAUACAUAUAUCCCACUGGGAUAGCUCCUUCAAAAUCCUUCUCUGCGGGCAAUUAACACUACUUUAAUCAGUCUGUGAAGGAGAGGGAUAAAAGUGAAUAACCUUUACAGUUAAAAACAAUUACUGUAGUACACAAUCCCUUGUGGACACACUGAGAUGCUUCCUCAGGGCUUUUGUUUGGUAUGACAACACGCUGACAGGCCAGUUGCCUAUGUCAAAGCUUUCAUACAGUGAGGGAAAAAGUAUUUGAUCCCCUGCUGAUUUUGUACGUUUGCCCACUGACAAAAACAUGAUCAGUCUAUAAUUUUAAUGGUAGGUUUAUUUGAACAGUGAGAGACAGAAUAACAACAGAAACAUCCUGAAAAACGCAUAUCAAAAAUGUUAUAAAUUGAUUUGCAUUUUAAAGAGGGAAAUAAGUAUUUGACCCCUCUGCAAAACAUGACUUAGUACUUGGUGGCAAAACCCUUGUUGGCAAUCAGAGGUCAGACGUUUCUUGUAGUUGGCCAUCAGGUUUGCACACAUCUCAGGAGGGAUUUUGUUCCACUCCUCUUUGCAGAUCUUCUCCAAGUCAUUAAGGUUUCGAGACUGAUGUUUGGCAACUCGAACCUUCAGCUCCCUCCACAGAUUUUAUAUGGGAUUAAGGUCUGGAGACUGGCUAGGCCACUCCAGGACCUUAAUGUGCUUCUUCUUGAGCCACUCCUUUGUUGCCUUGGCCGUGUGUUUUGGGUCAUUGUCAUGCUGGAAUACCCAUCCAUGACCCAUUUUCAAUGCCCUGGCUGAGGGAAGGAGGUUCUCACCCAAGAUUUGACGGUACAUGGCCCCGUUUAUCGUCCCUUUGAUGCGGUGAAGUUGUCCUGUCCCCUUAGCAGAAAAAACCCCCCAAAGCAUAAUGUUUCCACCUCCAUGUUUGACGGUGGGGAUGGUGUUCUUGGGGUCAUAGGCAGCAUUCCUCCUCCUCCAAACACGGUGAGUUGAGUUGAUGCCAAAGAGCUCGAUUUUGGUCUCAUCUAACCACAACACUUUCACCCAGUUCUCCUCUGAAUUAUUCAGAUGUUCAUUGGCAAACCUCAGACGGGCCUGUAUAUGUGCUUUCUUGAGCAGGGGGACCUUGCGGGCGCUGCAGGAUUUCAGUCCUUCACGGCGUAGUGUGUUACCAAUUGUUUUCUUGGUGACUAUGGUCCCAGCUGCCUUGAGAUCAUUGACAAGAUCCUCCCGUGUAGUUCUAGGGUGAUUCCUCACCGUUCUCAUGCUCAUUGCAACUCCACGAGGUGAGAUCUUGCAUGGAGCCCCAGGCCGAGGGAGAUUGACAGUUAUUUUGUGUUUCUUCCAUUUGCGAAUAAUCGCUCCAGCUGUUGUCACCUUCUCACCAAGCUGCUUGGCGAUGGUCUUGUAGCCCAUUCCAGCCUUGUGUAGGUCUACAAUCUUGUCCCUGACAUCAUUGGAGAGCUCUUUGGUCUUGGCCAUGUUGGAGAGUUUGGAAUCUGAUUGAUUGAUUGCUUCUUUAAGAGUGUGCUCCUAAUCUCAGCUCGUUACCUGUAUAAAAGAUACCUGGGAGCCAGAAAUCUUUCUGAUUGAGAGGGGGUCAAAUACUUAUUUCCCUCGUUAAAAUGCAAAUCAAUUUAUAACAUUUUUGACAUGCGUUUUUCUGGAUUUUGUUGUUGUUAUUCUGUCUCUCACUGUUCAAAUAAACCUACCAUUAAAAAUAUAGACUGAUCAUUUAUUUGUCAGUGGGCAAACGUACAAAAUCAGCAGGGGAUCAAAUACUUUUUUCCCUCACUGUAACUACUGAUGUACUGUAGGCUACUGUAAACGUUGUGUAUCCAGGAGGUACAAAAUACUGUAUACAGUGCCUUCAGAAAGUAUUCAUACCCCUUGAUUUAUUCCUAAUUCUGUUGUGUUACAGCCUGAAUUCAAAAUGGAUUAAACAUAUUUUUUUGCUCACCCAUCUACACACAAUACCCCAUAAUGACAAAGUGAAAACAUGUUUUCAGAAAUAUCUCAUUUACAUAAGUAUUCACACCCCUGAGUCAAUACUUUGUAGAAACAGCUUGGGCAGCAACUACAGCUGUGAGUCUUUCUGUGUAAUUCUUGGAUUGUGCAACAUUUGCCUAUUAUUCUUUUCAAAAUUCUUCAAGCUCUGUCAAAUUGAUUUUUUAUCAUUGCUAGAGAACCAUUUUCAGGUCUUGCCAUAGAUUUUCAUGUAGAUUUAAUUCAAAACUGUAACUCGGCCACUCAGGAACAUUCACUGUCUUCUUGGUAAGCAACUCCAGUGUAGAUUUGACCUGUUUUAGGUCAUUCUUCUGCUGAAAGGUAAAUUCAUCUCCCAGUGUCUGGUGGAAAGCAGACUAAAACAGUUUUUUUAUGCUGAAAAACUCCCCAGUCCUUAAUGGUUACAAGCACACCCAUAACAUGAUGCAGCCACCACUAUGCUUGAAAAUAUGGAGAGUGGUACUCAGUAAUGUGUUGUACUGGACUUUGUAUUCAGGCAAAAAUGUAAUUGUUUUGCCACAAUUUUUGCAGUGUUACUUUAGUGCCUUGUUGCAACCAGGAUGCAUGUUUUGGAAUAUUUUUAUUCUAUACAAGCUUCCUUCUUUUCACUCUGUCAAUUAGUUUAGUAUUGUGGAGUAACUACAAUGUUGUUGAUCCAUUCUCAGUUUUCUCCUAUCACAGCAAUUAAAAUCUAUAACUGUUUUUAAGUCACCAUCGGCCUCAUGGUGAAAUCCCUGAACGGUUUCCUUCCUCGCCGGCAACGGAGUUAGGAAGGACGCCUGUAUCUUUGUAGUGACUGGGGGUAUUGAUAAACCAUCUAAAGUGUAAUUAAUAACUUCACCAUGCUCAAAGGGAUAUUCAAUGUCUGCUUUUAAUUUUCUUUUACCCAUCUACCAAUAGGUGCCCUUCUUUGCGAGGCAUUGGAAAACCUCCCUGGUCAUUGUGGUUGAAUCUGUGUUUGAAAUUCACUGCUCGACUGAGGGACCUUACAGAUAAUUGUAUGUGUGGGGUACAGAGAUGAGGUAGUCAUUUAAAAAUCAUGUUAAACACUGUUAUUGCACACAGUGUGAGUCCAUGCAACUUAUAAUGUGACUUGUUAAACACAUUUUUACUCUUGAAUUUAUUUAGGCUUGCCAUAACAAAGGGGUUGAAUACUUAUUGACUCAAGACAUUUCAGCUUUUCAUUUUUUAUGAAUUUGUAAAAAUAUCAAAAAACAUAAUUCCACUUUGACAUUAAUCUCAAUUUAAUCCAUUGUAAAUUCAGGAUGUACCACAACAAAGUGUGGAAAAAGUUGAGGGGUGUGAAUACUUUCUGAAGGCACUGUAGAAUGUUCACUCCAAGACAACAACAAUGUGACUUUGUAUAAUUUGUGUAAAACACAAUUGUAACAAACUCAAGUCCUCCUCUCUUCUAAAGGAUGAACCUGUGUCUGGUCAAAGAGCUGGGCGACAGAGCCGCUCAGGGGAGGGCCUUUGGUAACCUAGGCAACACCCACUACCUGUUGGGAAAUUUUUUGGAGGCCAUCAAAUUCCACAGACAGGUGAGAUACAUAUACAUAUCCCUGGGACAGUAGUCAACGUCAUCUGAUGUACUAGUAAAGAGAUACACACAAUAGUGUGACAUACAGUUGAAGUCAGAAGUUUACAUACACUUAGGUUGGAGUCAUUAAAACUCGUUUUUCAACCACUCUACAAAUUUCUUGUUAACAAACUAUAGUUUGGCAAGUCGGUUAGGACAUCUACUUUGUGCAUGACACAAGUAAUUUUUCCAACAAUUGUUUACGGAAAGAUUUUUUCACUUAUACAGUAAUUCACUGUAUCACAAUUCCAGUGGGUCAGAAGUUUACAUACACUAAGUUGACUGUGCCUUUAAACAGUCCCCUGUAGCUCAGUUGGUAGAGCAUGGCACUUGCAACGCCAGGGUUGUGGGUUUGUUUCCCACGGGGGGCCAGUAUGAAAAUGUAUGCACUCACUAACUGUAAGUCGCUCUGGAUAAGAGCGUCUGCUAAAUGACUCAAAUGUAAAAAUGUAAACGGCUUGGAAAAUUCCAGAAAAUUAUGUCAUGGCUUUAGAAGCUUCUGAUGGGCUAAUAGACAUAAUUUGAGUCGAUUGGAGGUGUACCUGUGGAUUUAUUUCAAGGCUUACCUUCAAACUCAGUGCCUCUUUGCUUGACAUCAUGGGAAAAUCAAAAGAAAUCAGCCAAGACCUCAGAAAGAAAAUUGUAGACCUCCACAAGUCUGGUUCAUCCUUGGGAGCAAUUUCCAAACGCCUGAAGAUACCACGUUCAUCUGUACAAACAAUAGUACGCAAGUAUAAACACCAUGGGACCACGCAGCCGUCAUACCGCUCAGGAAGGAGACGCGUUCUGUCUCCUAGAGAUGAACAUACUUUGGUGCGAAUAGUGCAAAUCAAUCCCAUAACAACAGCAAAGGACCUUGUGAAGCUGCUGGAGGAAACGGGUACAAAAGUAUGUAUAUCCACAGUAAAACGAGUCCUAUAUCGACAUAACCUGAAAGGCCGCUCAGCAAGGUAGAAGCCACUGCUCCAAAACCGCCAUAAAAUGCCAGACUACGGUUUGCAACUGCACAUGGGGACAAAGAUCGUACUUUUUGGAGAAAUGUCCUCUGGUCUGAUGAAACAUAAAUAGAACUGUUUGGGCAUAAUGACCAUCGUUAUGUUUGGAGGAAAAAGGGGGGGCUUGCAAGCCGAAGAACACCAUCCCAACCGUGAAGCACGGGGGUGGCAGCAUCAUGCUGUGGGGAUGCUUUGCCUCAGGAGGGACUGGUGCACUUCACAAAAGAGAUGGCAUCAUGAGGAAGGAAAAUGAUGUGGAUAUAUUGAAGCAACAUCUCAAGACAUCAGUCAGGAAGUUAAAGCUUGGUCGCAAAUGGGUCUUCCAAAUGGACAAUGACCUCAAGUAUAUUUCCAAAGUUGUGGCAAAAUGGCUUAAGGACAACAAAGUCAAGGUAUCGGAGUGGCCAUCACAAAGCCCUGACCUCAAUCCUAUAGAAGAUUUGUGGGCAGAACUGAAAAAGCGUGUGCGAGCAAGGAGGCCUACAAACCUGACUCAGUUACACCAGCUCUGUCAGGAGGAAUGGGCCAAAAUUAACCCAACUUAUUGUGGGAAGCUUGUGGAAGGCUAGCCGAAACGUUUGACCCAAGUUAAACAAUUUAAAGGCAAUGCUACCAAAUACUAAUUGAGUGUAUGUAAACUUCUGACCAACUGGGAAUGUGACGAAAGAAAUAAAAGCUGAAAUAAAUAAUUCUCUCUACUAUUAUUCUGAUAUUUCACAUUCUUAAAAUAAAGUGGUGAUCCUAACUGACCUAAGACAGGGAAUUUUUUUCAUUAAAUGUCAGGAAUUGUGAAAAACUGAGUUUAAAUGUAUUUGGGUGUGUACAUUUCCGACUUCAACUGUAAGUGUGACAUUACAUAAUGAAUGGAAGGUGUUUUCACACUAGAUCAUUUCGCCCCUGGGUGAAAACACAUAAGAGACAUUUGCCUUUGUCUUUGAAAAUGAGUUCAAUGUAAAGUGUAUGACAUACUUACAAAACAUACAAGUAUCAGUUUUGUAGCACAAUAUUGCUCCAUCAAUAGGGUAAAGACUGGUCAAGGCCAACAAUAUAGACACAUACAGUACAUUUACAAGAAAAUAUAUCAACUUUAUUUUGUUCACAGAGACUCUCCAUUGCCAAGGAGUUCGGUGACAAAGCAGCAGAACGUAGAGCCUAUAGUAACCUAGGCAACGCUCUGAUUUUCCUGGGCCAGUUCAACACUGCCACGGAGUACUACAGGUUAGAAGAGACUACAACACUGACACCUAGUGGACAUGAUGUGUGUCAACCAAUGAGGCUCAGAGCGCUACGUGAUAUGUUAGACUUCAUUACCUGCAUGCAUUCAAAUCUAAUAAUGUUUUAGAUCAAUAUAAUGUAUGAGAUUAAUUCAUAAUAAGAAUGUGUCAUUUAAAAUAAAUUGUUGGAAUUGUGUGUGGGAUAGUAAAAAACACGAUCUAACUUUAAAUAUAUCUGUUCUCCUCUUUUUCCAUUCAUCACCCUCUCUCCCUCUGUAUACAUCUAAUUUCCUCUACCUCGCUCUCUCCUUCUCCCCGUCUCCCUCUUCCAUCCAGGAAAACUCUGCAGCUGUCUCGUCAGUUAAAGGACCAGGUGAUGGAGGCCCAGGCAUGUUACAGCCUGGGGAACACCUACACUUUGCUGCAGCAGUACGAGAGAGCCAUAGACUACCACCUCAAACACCUCCUCAUAGCCCAGGAGCUCACUGACAGGUACACACACCUACAGUGAGGGAAAAAAGUAUUUGAUCCCCUGCUGAUUUUGUACGUUUGCCCACUGACAAAGACAUGAUCUGUCUAUAAUUUUAAUGGUAGGUUUAUUUGAACAGUGAGGGACAGAAUAACAACAAAAACAUCCAGAGAAACGCAUGUCAAAAAUGUUAUAAAUGUAUUUGCUUUUUAAUGAGGGAAAUAAGUAUUUGACCCCUCUGCAAAACAUGACUUAGUACUUGGUGGCAAAACCCUUGUUGGCAAUCACAGAGGUCAGACGUUUCUUGUAGUUGGCCAUCAGGUUUGCACACAUCUCAGGAGGGAUUUUGUCCCACUCCUCUUUGCAGAUCUUCUCCAAGUCAUUAAGGUUUCGAGGCUGACGUUUGGCAACUCGAACCUUCAGCUCCCUCCACAGAUUUUCUAUGGGAUUAAGGUCUGGAGACUGGCUAGGCCACUCCAGGACCUUAAUGUGCUUCUUCUUGAGCCACUCCUUUGUUGCCUUGGCUGUGUGUUUUGGGUCAUUGUCAUGCUGGAAUACCCAUCCACGACCAAUUUUCAAUGCCCUGGCUGAGGGAAGGAGGUUCUCACCCAAGAUUUGACGGUACAUGGCCCCGUCCAUCGUCCCUUUGAUGCGGUGAAGUUGUCCUGUCCCCUUAGCAGAAAAACACCCCAAAAGCAUAAUGUUUCCACCUCCAUGUUUGACGGUGGGGAUGGUGUUCUUGGGGUCAUAGGCAGCAUUCCUCCUCCUCCAAACACGGCGAGUUGAGUUGAUGCCAAAGAGCUCGAUUUUGGUCUCAUCUGACCACAACACUUUCACCCAGUUCUCCUUUGAAUCAUUCAGAUGUUCAUUGGCAAACUUCAGACAGGCCUGUAUAUGUGCUUUCUUGAGCAGGGGGACCUUGCGGGCGCUGCAGGAUUUCAGUCCUUCACGGCGUAGUGUGUUACCAAUUGUUUUCUUUGUGACUAUGGUCCCAGCUGCCUUGAGAUCAUUGACAAGAUCCUCCCGUGUAGUUCUGGGCUGAUUCCUCACCGUUCUCAUGAUCAUUGCAACUCCACGAGGUGAGAUCUUGCAUGGAGCCCCAGGCCGAGGGAGAUUGACAGUUAUUUUGUGUUUCUUCCAUUUGCGAAUAAUCGCACCAACUGUUGUCACCUUCUCACCAAGCUGCUUGGCGAUGGUCUUGUAGCCCAUUCCAGCCUUGUGUAGGUCUACAAUCUUGUCCCUGCAUCCUUGGAGAGCUCUUUGGUCUUGGCCAUGGUGGAGAGUUUGGAAUCUGAUUGAUUGAUUGCUUCUGUGGACAGGUGUCUUUUAUACAGGUUACAAACUGAGAUUAGGAGCACUCCCUUUAAAAGUGUGCUCCUAAUCUCAGCUCGUUACCUGUAUAAAAUACACCUGGGAGCCAGAAAUCUUUCUGAUUGAGAGGGGGUCAAAUACUUAUUCCCCUCAUUAAAAUGCAAAUCAAUUUAUAACAUUUUUGACAUGUUUUUCUGGAUUUUUGUUGUUGUUAUUCUGUCUCUCACUGUUCAAAUAAACCUACCAUUAAAAUGAUAGACUGAUCAUUUCUUUGUCAGUGUGCAAACGUACAUAAUCAGCAGGGGAUCAAAUACAAUACACUUUUUUCCCUCACUGUAUGUGCACACUCAAAUGCAGUCACACACAGACACACACACACACACACACACACACACACAUAAACACUUCCACGCAAGCACACAAGCAAGCAUGCACACAUGCACCACAGGAGGUUGGUGGCACCUUAAUUGGGGAGGAUGGGCUCGUGGUAAUGGCUGGAGAUGAAUCAGUGGAAUAGUAUCAAAUACAUCAAGCACAUUGUUUGAUGCCAUUCCAUUUGCUCCGUUCCAGCCAUCAUUAUGAGCCGUCCUCCCCUCAGCAGUCUCAACUGACAUGCACACAAACCUUAAAACCUUAACAUGAUUAUCAUUAUGGUGUUUGAUUUGUUCCUUCUCUAACUGUACGUGUUGAUAGGGUUGGAGAGGGUCGUGCCUGCUGGAGUCUGGGAAAUGCCUAUGUGUCUUUAGGGAAUCAUCGCCAGGCCCUGCACUAUGCCCGCAAACACCUGGAUAUCUCCAGAGAGGUAACCACUGCAUUUUUAAGGAGUUAUAUUACUAUUUAUUUUCAAGACCAAUAUAUUUGUCGUUGCUAUUAUCAGACUAACAAUAAUCAAACAGUGAAAUCCCAUACACCUGUAGUCAAUAAGGUCUCUCUUUCUCCCUUCUCCCUCGCUCAGAUUGGGGACAGGAAUGGCGAGUUGACAGCCAGGAUGAAUGUGGAGCAGCUGAUGGAGGCUCUGGGGGUCAACGAGAGUGACCUUUCACCCUGCGGGUCAGAGUUCGAGGUGCAAGGUAAAAGGGAGAUUUCCUUCUAUGGUUCUACUUUGAACUUGUAUGUUCAG
Coregonus sp. 'balchen' is the source of this 42359-nucleotide messenger RNA. NCBI's taxonomy places the organism in Eukaryota, Metazoa, Chordata, Actinopteri, Salmoniformes, Salmonidae. The record is from the annotation of a GenBank genome assembly.